Cuscuta epithymum is the source of this 4328-nucleotide messenger RNA. NCBI's taxonomy places the organism in Eukaryota, Viridiplantae, Streptophyta, Magnoliopsida, Solanales, Convolvulaceae. The record is from the annotation of a GenBank genome assembly.
CGGUCCGCUCAUAAUAAUCCCAACUAUUGAUUAUUACAGAAUAAUCCCAACUUUAGGGACCUUCCGCCAAUAAUGGUCCCUAUGAAUAAAUUCUUGUAGUUUCUAAAGUGGAUGGGGUGAGAUAUAACAAGUAAUCCCUCUAAAUAAUCUUAACUUUUAGUUUUUACACUUAAUUUCUAUUUAAAAUUCACUUUUUAUAGAGGUAAUAUAUGGUCAUGGACCAUUAUUGGCGGAUAGUCUAUAUAGUUGGGAUUAUACAAAAAUAAUCAAUAGUUGGGAUUAUUUUCAGCGGACCAGCAAUAGUUGGGAUUAUUGUUUUCAAUUUUUCCUUUAAAAAAUCACUUUUUUAAAGUUGAAGCAAUUGCAAACACUCCCUUAAGACGGAAAGAGAAAGCGCACGAUACUAGAGCACGUACGUAGUGAUAUCCUUGCGAGCAUUAAUCACUAAGAAAUUAGUUUGACAACUACCUAUGAGGAGUUAUGGUUAUAUGUCACCCAAACAAAUAUCGUCCGAACUGUCAUCAUUUUCUAAUGGAAAGAAGUAAUGCCAAUUCCAGAGUUUCUUCUCAACAAUUUUGUUUGAGAGAUGAUAGCAGUGGGUUUUGGUUUGGUUGGUACAGAAGUUACCGUGGUGGGAGAUGGGGGUAUCUUUUCCCCACUACAGAGAGCUAUUUUGGCCGCUUUCGAUUUAUCACAUCUCCCCAUUAAAAAAGUUCCCUUGUCCAGUUUUGCCUCCCUGUCACCUCAACUUCAAAGUGCCGAUCUCAGUAUCUCCCCUCCCUCCUUCUCUCCACCUUCCAUUAUCCGCUCCUAGUCUCUCUCAUCAUCAUCACAAACUAGAUUAGCAAUCUUUUCUUUUGUUUCUUUUUGCCAAUUCCCUGUACACCAAUAUAAGAAUCUUCCACCUCAGUACCAAUCCUCUGUGAAAUCACACUCUUCUUGCUUCUCCAUUUUGGGUCAAUCUGCAAAACAAGUUCCCCGCAUUGAAGAAAAAGCAACAAGCUUAUAUAGGUCUCCUGCUGCACUGCCAAACAAAAAAGCUGUCUUGGUAUAAUUUUGCUGAAGCCAUGUAUGUGAGCUGCUUCAAAUGGAGAUCAGAUUAUGUGCUACUUGCUUCGCUGGGUUUUUACGUGGACAUUGUGAGUAUACUUGUAGUUAUAGAGAAGAAAGUAGAAAAAAGAAAAAGCAUGAUUGAGAACCGGGAGAUGGAAAAAGUAAAAGAUGAAGGAUACUUCUUGUAAAGAAGUAAUGACAUUUAUGCUUUUUUAUUUUAUACUCUUAUAGUGUUAGUUGCCAAAAUCAAAAGUGAGACAAAAAUAGUGAACUUUAGCAAAAAAUGUACUGAAUGGAGUAGAUCCGGCCAAGUCUGGACUGCUCUGAUAUGGCGUGGAUCGGUCCACUCCGGUACUGUAAACAUAUUAUGAAUUAUGAUAACAAAUUCUUGGUAGUAUUUUAUGUUUAUUUAUCAUAAAAGGAUGCUUUACUGUUAUGUGUAAUGAUUGAUACCCUUUUUGUUUCAGCUAUUGCAUCUAGUUAGUAUGGGCACCCUCAUCAUCAUGGCAAUAAUGAAGACUUAAUUAAAGAGUCUGUCUUUCCCUAGUGAGGAUUAUUUAUGUGUUGCUCACCCAGUUAUUCCACCAUGGACAGAAACCAAAAGCGCCUCUUCCUCCGAAUUCUUUCAAGUCUUUUACUCCUGUCCUUGUUUUUCAACCCAUCCACACCUCUGAGUGUGGAAACUGAGGCCCUUUUGGAAUUCAAAAAGCAUCUCAUUGACCCCUUGAGUAUCCUUGUUUCAUGGAAUGAUUGGGAAAGCCCCUGCCAUUUUCAUGGUAUUACAUGUGAUCCAAAAACUGGUUUAGUUACUGAAAUCUCACUUGAUAACCAGAGUCUCUCCGGAGUGAUAUCACCGUCGAUUUCUUCCCUCCAAAACCUCACAUCUCUUGUGCUUGCAUCAAAUGCCUUAUCUGGGAUUCUCCCAGCUGAACUUAUCAACUGUACAAAUCUCAGAGUCUUGAAUGUUACUGGAAAUAAUAUGAAUGGGACCAUCCCUGAUUUGUCAAAGCUGACUAAUUUGGAGGUUCUUGAUCUGUCCAUCAACUAUUUUUCUGGAGACUUUCCAGCUUGGGUUGCAAAUCUUACUGGUUUGGUCUCGUUAGGCCUCGGCGAUAACAAUUUUGAUGAAGGGGAAAUUCCAAAGAGCAUUGGGAAUUUGAAGAAGUUGAAUUGGCUUUACCUGGCCGGAUCAAAUCUGAGAGGAGAAAUCCCAGAGACCAUUUUCGGCUUGGAGGAAUUGCAGACACUGGAUAUCUGCAGGAAUCACAUCUCUGGGAAUUUCCCAAAUAUGAUAGGCAAUUUGCAAAAUCUCUACAAAAUCGAGCUCUACGCCAAUAAUCUGACGGGUGAGCUUCCAUCUGAGCUUGCCGCACUCAACCUAUUGCAGGAGUUUGAUGUUUCAGAUAACCAGAUGUACGGUGCACUGCCUUCGGCUCUUGGAAACCUUAAAAACUUGACAGUUUUUCAGGUGGCCAGAAACAACUUCUCAGGAGAAAUCCCUCGAGGCUUUGGAGAUAUGCAGCGUCUUAUUAGUUUUUCCUUAUUCGAGAACAGUUUCUCAGGAAAUUUUCCGGAAAAUCUUGGCAGGUUUUCACCACUGGUUAGCUUAGACAUUUCUGAAAACCAAUUUUCUGGAGGACUCCCCAAGUACUUGUGUCAUAAUGGGAAAUUGCGUUAUUUGCUUGCAGUGGAAAAUCAUUUCACCGGGGAGUUUCCAGACGCUUAUGCCGCCUGUAUGCCUUUAGAGAGGUUGAGGGUCAGACAGAAUCAGCUAUCUGGAAAAAUCCCCGAAGGGGUGUGGGCCCUUCCAAAUGUAAAAAUGAUUGAUUUCAGUAAUAAUGGUUUCAGUGGAUUUAUUUCUCCUUGGAUUGGAUCUGCAAAAAAUCUGAAGCAGUUAAUUCUCUCAAACAACAAGUUCUCGGGUUGGCUCCCAAACGACCUAGGAAAUCUCAUGCUCUUGGAGAGGCUUUACUUGGACAACAAUGGCUUCUCUGGCCAUUUACCAGCCCAACUUGGUAUGUUAAAACAGAUCACAUCCUUGCAUUUAGAGAAGAACUCAUUCACAGGACCAAUACCUGUGGAGUUAGGUCACUGUCCUAGGCUGACAGAUAUGAAUCUUGCUUCUAAUCAUCUAAGUGGCGCCAUUCCAGACUCUCUAACUACGAUGCCCUCUUUGCUGAACUCCUUGAAUCUAUCCAACAACAAGCUGACGGGCCCAAUUCCCAGAAGCUUGGAUGAUCUGAAGCUUUCUUCGAUAGAUUUGUCCGACAACCAGCUAUACGGGAAAGUUUCUUAUGAACUUUUGAUGAUGGGAGGAGACAAGGCAUUCUUUGGCAACAAGGGACUUUGUCUUGAUCAAAGUAUAAAAUAUGACACAAACAAGGAACUAAUAAGUGUUUGUGGUGGGUAUGCUACUCGCCGCAACAAUUUCAUUAACAGCAAGUUUAGUGUUCUCUGCAUUGCAUUCUUAUGUGCAACUGCCCUUUUGGUCGGCUUAUUGGUCUUGAGCUAUUGGAAGAGCAAGCACACAAAGAAAAAUGCUGAAAAUGAAGAACACUCAGAGGAUGCCAAGGGAUUGGACCCAAAAUGGAGGCUUGAGAGCUUCUUCAAUCACAUAGAGUUUGAUGCUGAUGAAAUAUGUGAUCUAGAUGAGGAGAAUCUGAUCGGAAGCGGAGGCACGGGGAAAGUCUAUCGUCUUGAUUUGAAGAAAGGUUGUGGCACUGUGGCAGUGAAGCAACUGUGGAAGGGGGAUGCAGUGAAAGUUCUGGCUAGAGAAAUGGAAAUAUUGCGGACGAUCAGGCAUAGGAAUAUAGUGAAACUCUAUGCCUGCUUGACAAACGGAGGUUCAAAUUACUUGGUCUUUGAAUACAUGGCAAACGGAAAUCUUUUCCAAGCACUUCACCGCAGAAUCAAAUUUGGAAAGACAGAAUUGGAUUGGGAUCAGAGAUAUAAAAUUGCACUAGGGGCUGCUAAAGGAAUAUCUUAUCUACACCAUGACUGCUCUCCUCCUGUCAUUCACAGAGAUAUCAAGUCUACCAACAUUCUUCUUGAUGAGGCUUAUGAAGCCAAAGUUUCAGAUUUCGGAGUUGCGAGAACUUCAGAACUUUCCCAAAGAGGAUCUGACCUCAGCAGUUUUGCUGGGACUCAUGGUUACAUGGCUCCAGAGAUGGCUUACACACUAAGGGUGACAGAGAAAAGUGAUGUGUAUAGUUUUGGUGUGGUGCUUCUAGAACUGGUAACAGGAAGAAGCCCAAUAGACGAUGCUUAUGGAGAAG